GUCUCGGCCAUGCCUCCCCUCCCUAUCCCCCUCUUCCUGACACUGCUACAACUUCUAGUACUUACUUAUGUGAGCGGUGGGGCAUACUAUGGACACAAGCAACACCCUCAGCAAUAUCAGCCGAUGCAGCACCUCCAACACAUGGGCAUGGGCAAAGAAGGCUUUCCCCAGCAGCAGUACCUUGGAAAAGAGGUGCCCUAUAUGCAGUAUCCCCAGUACAGGAAGGAGCUACCCCAGAUGCCCAUGCACAAGGGCAAAGAAAAUGCUCGUAAAGGGGGCGGCUAUAAUGGUGGCCAAGACAAAGGUCAGACAAUCCCUAGUGGUGCUGAGGGAAUUCCCCAAGGAGAGCCAGGACCAGCAGGGCCACCUGGGCCGGAGGGACCACCAGGGCCUCCUGGACCUCCAGGUAAUGGACAGCCAGGACCUGCAGGACGACCUGGACCUCCUGGUCCACCAGGAGUGCCUGGAGUGGGUAAACCAGGUUUGUCAGGACAGCCAGGCAAGCCAGGGGGAAAUGGUGAGGCUGGACCACAAGGAGAAAUGGGCCCUAGAGGUGAAGAAGGGCCAUCUGGACAACCAGGGCCUCAGGGUCCCCCAGGACCACCUGGGCUACCAGGAAUAGGUAAACCAGGGGUACAUGGAUUACCAGGCCAACCAGGGCCUAAAGGAGAGCCAGGUCACAAAGGUCUGCCAGGACUUCCAGGAUUACCAGGACCCAAAGGAGACAAGGGGAUGGGCCAACCAGGACAACCUGGUCACAAAGGGCUCCCAGGGCUCCCAGGCCCUGCUGGUCCAAGAGGGCUGCCUGGUUUCGGAAAACCUGGGUUAAAUGGGGCACCAGGACCACAAGGACCACCGGGAGAGAAAGGACAUCCUGGAGAGCAAGGACCAGCUGGGCCACCUGGUGAAGAAGGACAACCUGGCCCAUCAGGUGUACCUGGUCAAGGAAAACCAGGUCAAAAUGGCUUACCAGGACAGCCAGGCAUGCCAGGUGGGAAAGGUCACCCAGGACCCCCAGGUUUGCCAGGAAAGCCAGGACUGCCUGGAUUUGGUAAACCAGGACUCCCAGGACCAAAGGGUGACAAAGGUAUGAGUGGGCCACCAGGACCUCCAGGAACAAAAGGAGAUAAGGGCCAUGGAGGACUUCCUGGUAUGCUUGGACCCCCUGGACCAAAUGGUCCACCAGGUGCUCCAGGCCCUAUGGGACCCUCAGGAGGUUUAGGUGCACCUGGUCCUAAAGGAGACUGUGGAGAAGGAGGGCCUAAAGGGCUUGAUGGAGCUCAGGGUGAGCCUGGUCCUUCUGGGAUGCCCGGUAAGAAUGGUCUGCCUGGAGAGCGUGGAGAACCAGGACCAAGAGGUCCACCAGGAACAAGUGGUCCCAAGGGAGAAGGUGGGCAUAAAGGCCUACCUGGUACCCCUGGCACUCCAGGCCUUCCUGGGCCAAAAGGACAAGGUGGGUUACCUGGUGAAGGGGGACCUCAAGGUCCUAAAGGAAUCCCUGGAAUGGACGGUGCAGCAGGACCAAUUGGGCCUCCUGGUCUUCCAGGGCAAAAAGGAGACAGUGGUCCACCUGGUUUACCAGGCAUUGCAGGUGAGGGGAUUCCAGGUCUUAAUGGUCCCAUAGGACCCCCAGGGAAAGAUGGCUCCUCAGGACCCCCUGGACAACCAGGUCAGUCUGGCCCUCCUGGACCACCAGGCCCACCAGGAGAACCUGGUCUUUCUCCCGACAUGGCUGGAGUCCUCUCUCAGAUGGGCCCUGGACUAGAUGGUGUUAAGGCUGGUAGUUAUGGUAAGAAGGGCAAGUAUGGAGGCAAUGGGGCAGAAGUAAUGGGUGCCAGCGGGUUGGAAAUGCCAGCAUUCACAGCUGUAGUAACAACUCCCUUUCCACCUGUGGACACUCCAGUCAUCUUUGACAAGCUGUUGUACAAUGGUCGCCAAAACUACAACCCUGAUACAGGAAUUUUCACCUGUGACAUGCCUGGAAUUUAUUACUUUGCCUACCACAUUCAUUGCAAAGGAGCUAAUGUGUGGGUGGCUUUGAUGAGGAACAAUGAGCCAGUGAUGUAUACAUAUGACGAAUACAAAAAGGGUUUCCUAGAUCAAGCAUCAGGAAGUGCAGUAUUACCUCUACAACCUGGGGACACUGUAUAUAUUCAGCUGCCCUCAGAUCAGGCAUCAGGACUUUAUGCUGGGCAGUAUGUGCACUCCUCCUUUUCCGGGUAUUUGUUAUAUCCGAUGUAAAACCACAAACUCCAGGGAGAGAGAGGCUUCAGUGGGAACAAAAUGGGAGCAUAUUUCUGUACAAUAUAAAACAUGAUCAUAAACCAAUUUAGACUGAGCAGUCUUGUUAAUGUAAAGUCAACAGACUAUUGAUCUUGU
Molecule: messenger RNA, 2379 nt
Organism: Morone saxatilis (striped sea-bass)
Lineage: Eukaryota; Metazoa; Chordata; Actinopteri; Moronidae
Gene: col8a1a
Product: collagen, type VIII, alpha 1a
Exons: 2
Coding region: 10-2241 (743 amino acids)
Molecular function (GO): protein binding
Source: RefSeq, a predicted model, not a curated record